Capsella rubella is the source of this 898-nucleotide messenger RNA. RefSeq lists its product as uncharacterized. Gene Ontology annotation, molecular function: nucleic acid binding. The record is from RefSeq and is a predicted model, not a curated record. The transcript has 6 exons. The coding region runs from base 1 to 822 and encodes 273 amino acids. Lineage: Eukaryota; Viridiplantae; Streptophyta; Magnoliopsida; Brassicales; Brassicaceae.
AUGGGGACUGAGUCUGAGACGACGACGAUUUCCGUAGAGGGAUAUGACACUAGGCUCCGUGUGUAUUCUCUCAAGCUCGCCUUGACCAAACACUUCUCUUCAUGCGGAAAGGUCGGAUAUGUUUAUGUUCCAAGGGAUCGUAAAAGGGGCAUCCUCAAGAGUGUAUCCUUCCUGUGGAUCGAGGGAGAAGAAGAUGUUGAAGAAAAGGCAUUGAAACUUAGUGGAACUGACGUGGGAGGAUGGACUGCUAUCGUUAAGCCUGCACCCAUGCAGAAAGAAUGCAGGGAUCCUUGGUCUGCUGCUGUCCUGAUGAAAAUCGAAACCCACAGGGUCCGUGUUACCGGAUAUGACACUUCGCUUCCUGAGAUUGAUACCCAGAUUGCGCUGUGUGAACAUUUCUCUUCAUGUGGAGAGGUUACGCGAGUUGUGGUUCUCCCUUGCGGUGCAGCUUUCAUAUAUCUUCAAGGAGAAAGAUGUGAAGUUAAGGCACUUAAACUAAGUGGAUCUAACAUGGGAGGAAUGAAUCUUUUUGUUGGACCUAUUCAUGGGGGACCGGAAAAAGUAAGAAUACAAAGACGCCGCCGCUGCAAUCCUUCUGGCUAUACGCCCCCAAGUGUUUUACUGGAUACGGCUGAGCACAAGAAGAGGAAGAUGGAGAUGGAUAUGGAGAUGGAGAUGGAUGAGAUGAAGAAAAAGAAGAUGAAGAUGGAGCUGAAGAAGAUUGACAAGGAUAUUAAGAAGCAUAUGAAGACGAUGGUGAAGAUGGAUAUGGACAUGAAAAAGAGUAUGGAGAUGGAGGAUGAGGAGAUGGCUCUCUCUUAGGAAAAUGACCGCUCAAUAAUCUUCUAUUAGUCCACCAAAGCUAGAGCUCGAACAUCAAACAAGUCUUAUGUAUAAU